This is a messenger RNA of Brassica napus (rape), 971 nucleotides long. Its product is annotated as putative F-box/LRR-repeat protein At3g18150. Bases 1 to 951 code for a protein of 316 amino acids. The record is from RefSeq and is a predicted model, not a curated record. Gene Ontology annotation, molecular function: protein binding. The transcript has 4 exons. Lineage: Eukaryota; Viridiplantae; Streptophyta; Magnoliopsida; Brassicales; Brassicaceae.
AUGUCGCAAAGGAAAAUGGCCGACCACAGGAAAAUCGAAGGAGCAGUAGACUCGAUAAGCAAUUUACCAGAUGUGAUCCUCCAACACAUACUCUGCUAUAUUCCGACCAAAUUAGCAAUCAGUACUUCCCUCUUGUCUAGACGAUGGAGGCAUGUAUGGUGCGAUAUACCUUCUCUCUCCUUAUACGUGAAUACACUGACUGCAGCUUCGGUAAACGAAACCCUAACUCGCUACACAGCUCCCAACCAGUGGCGGACCCAUUCACACUAUACUGAGAAUAUACCCUACAUCAACCUGUGGAUCAAGUGCGCCAUGUCACACAACGUUGAGAAUCUGUCCCUCCAAAUCUGGAAUCAAUAUUAUGAGUACAAGCUUCCAGAUUUCUUCUGCAACAGUUCUUCUUUAAGCAACUCAACAUCUCUGCUCAUACAAUUGUUCCUCUCGAGUGCAAUACUCUCUAAUGAAUCCAUGGCCAAGAUUCUAUCCGGUUGUCCGGUUCUCAAAAAGCUAAAGUUGUAUUACUGCUGUAAACUAAAGGUUCUUGAUCUCAGCAAAUCCCUAAGCCUGAGAACGUUAGAAGUAAAUAGCGUGAAGGUUGCGGGGCCGACGCAGAUUGUGGCACCAAACAUCCAUUGUCUCAGAUUGUUUAACUCUCAGUUAUCAUAUCCUUUACCUGAUGUCGCUUCUCUAACCGAAGCUGAGCUGGAAAUUUGCUUUGUCUCAAUGGACUCUCAGUUCGAGGCUGAUUUUCUCCAAGUCUGGGUGCUAGAGAUGCUAGAAAAGUUACAGAAUGCAGAUAAGCUUAAUUUUGGGAGAAACUUUGUUCAGAUUUUAUCAAUUGCUGAGAUUCGUGGUGCUCAUUUCCCCUUACUCAAGGUCAAAGCAAUGACUCUUGAUACAAAGAUCUUUCAGUAUGUUAUUCCUGGCAUAGAAAGACUGUUACAAAGAUAAGGAGAAUGAGAUAAGAAGAC